AUGCCCAUUCCUUUUGUAUACAUGCCAGUUUCUGAUUCCUCCCUUUGUGAUACGAACACAGCGGGGAGGACAUCAUUACGGCCUCCACCCGGCACAGGGGGAGCCACUGGCGGGAAAUACGCAUCUGCACGAGCAGUAGCUGGACAGCGGCGCUCGGACACACGGGUGCGGGGUGCCUUUUUCUCAGCCCGGGGUCCCUCCGCGUCCACGCCGGACGACACGGACAUCGAGUCUGGCAACGAGGAACCGGUCGACUACAGCCCUGGUGUUAACACAUCAGGCGGAAGUUUUGGAGUAUCGCUGCAGAAGCGGCCUUCCAACUCGACGCUAACUGGAGUCGCAGCGUUAUCGAUGGCAGACAUCCCGCUUGUGGCUGCUGAGGGGUCUAACAUGAUGGGCAGGCGGGUGCAUCCCAACAGAGUUGCAUCAACGCUGACGGCGCAGCUUGAUCCUUUAAUGUUAACAGGGCGUUCGGAAGAUCUCGAUGAGAGACCAGCAUCACAAGCGCCACGAAGGAGCGUACAUACUCAAGUGUCGGAUGAACAUGAAGACGGUAUUGUCCUUGUACCUGUUCGGAGAUCUGUUGCCCGCGGCGAAGGCAAGGAACAAACGAAAUUUCAGGCUGUUUCCCGCAUCCAAGACAAGGACGAGGACAGUUGGGAACAUGAAAACAAAAAGGCGUCAACUGUACAGCAGGGUUUUGCACCUGUGCCACCACAGUGCAUCUCAAGCGCUCCGGCAGAAACGUCGGUGGCUUCUAGAAAACCAUCGGGGUCCGCGAACACCAGACGUAAAAGCAGCGUUCCCGCUGUGGUCAACGAUGCUUCAAUCAUUAUCGGCAGCGGCUCAGUGCUGCGCCAAGGCUGCUACGAACCAGACCAGGAGUGGCAAGACACGGGUGUAGUAGCCAACACUUCACAGCUAAAGGGAGACGCGGAGACUGCGACUGUCCGUCCGCGAGGGGCAUUCCGAAAGUCCUCGUGCGAACGCGCAAGGUCUGUGGUACCAUUAGCAUCACAAGCCAAAAAAAAAGUCGAAUUAUUCGACGACGCUAAACACUUGACUUCUGAUGUCCGAUCUCUCAGCAAAGGUGCCCUGGGACGGACACUGCAAGCCUCUAAACGUCCCGAGCUCCCACGCCAAAAUGCCUCAAGUAGGUAUUCCAAUCGCCAGUCGUCCCUACCAGUCGCAGCGGGGCAGAACGACGGCGUCCAACAUAGAUCGUCUGAAAGGGACGUUAGGGAGGGACGGGGGGUUCCCCUGUCCGCCGCACCAGUCGGUGAGCCGCCACGAAGUCACAGAAGACAAUUGCAACGAGGAGACGAACUAUCAGACGACAAUGCACAUUUUGACCACGGUGAAAGCAGUGUAGAGAAACGGCGGUGCCAAACUGGUCUUGGUGGUAGACGUUCGACUAGGCUCCAAGGGUCGGCUGCAGCAGUACGCGCGGCCACUGGUCGCCGCAUUGCUGCAGUGGAGGACACAAAAGAGUCUGAGGCACCUGACGUAGAAACUGGCGUCGAGAGGGGAGAAUACCCAGAAGAGGUUUCUGCUCUUGCAUCUUGCCGCAGCGUCCGGCAUUCCAAUAAGGGCAGAGGACGGGUCACCAUGGGGGUGAGCCCCGCCACGGAUCAAUAUCUACUGCGAUCUUCUCAGGUUUACGGAUGCCGAAAAACGAUGCGCUUCGCUGCUGAUGGAAACGGUGACGAAUAUGAAGAGAGUCGCCGGAAGGCAGCAAGUUGGGCGGCAACCCCGCGUGAUUCCUUUGGCGGCAAGCGAUCGGUCCAGGAAAAUCUUUUUACUGACAGCGACCAAGAGGAGGAGUGUGAUGGAGAAGAAGGGAACCAGACUUCGGAUAAUGCAGAUGAUUUCGCAGGGGGGGAGAUUGCAAGUACCUAUGACGCAUCCGACAGCAUACAAGCAGCACAAGAAGAUGAAAACGGAACAAUUCUUGUUCCGCUGAGAAGAAGUACUCGGCGACAAACGAACUCGUCAACCCCUCGCCGCAUGUCAACGAGAGUUCGGGAAAGCGAGUCAAACCCUUCAACGAGGAAAAACUCUUCAGGCUGUUGUUGUGGCUUCAUGUGUUGUUGCGGGCCUGAAGUGCUUGCUGACACACCAGGAGAUUCACCAGACAUGUCUCUAGCUACGCCACCUCAACCGAAAGACGCGAGAGAGAAACAGCCAAAGGACCCUCUUCGAAUUUCGAUAACGCAAAAACGCUGUGGUCAAAAUGAUGUUACAGGGGAAGCAUCACACAACCUAGUAACCUCUACAAGGAGGGCCACCCUUCAGUUGCCUUUCGUCACGGCGCCCCGGAACGUCUGUAAGGCGACUGAAAUGACACUGGACACCCGUAGUCUACAACCUCCUCUCUUCAACUACUCCUUGUACUUCUUUCCCACACAAAACACGUGUUCGUCGUUAAGGACACGAAAAUGUUUCUCCCAGAGUGACUACCUCCGGCACAGCAUCUCUCGCGUUUCAAGACAACAGCUUAGGGCGCACUGA
Molecule: messenger RNA, 2511 nt
Organism: Toxoplasma gondii ME49
Lineage: Eukaryota; Apicomplexa; Conoidasida; Eucoccidiorida; Sarcocystidae
Exons: 1
Coding region: 1-2511 (836 amino acids)
Source: RefSeq, a predicted model, not a curated record